AUGGACGUGUUUAAUAAGUUUUAUUCCUCCGUUAGUAAUACAGUAUCACAAUUGUCUGGAGUUCUACCAGGAAACCCAGUCACACGAGAAUUUGAAGCGACUCAAUACAUUGCAAGCGCAGGCCCUGGUUUAUUAUGGAAAGUUUACAAAGGUUUCAAAAAAUCAACGAAACAAGAAGCCUCGAUAUUUGUUUUCGAGAAAAAGCAAUUGGACAGGUGGUCCAAAACAGACAGAGAUAUAAUGAUAGACAUUUUAAAACGAGGUAUUGUGCAACUAACGAAGUUGAGGCACCCUCAAAUAUUGACUGUGCAACACAGCUUGGAAGAAAGCAGAGAAAGUUUAGCAUUUGCUACUGAACCUGUAUUUGCAAGCUUAGCUAACAUUCUUGGAAAUACUGAAAAUAUGCCCCAGCCUGUACCAACAAGCUUAGUUAAUUACAAAUUAUAUGAAGUGGAGAUUAAAUAUGGCUUAAUGCAAAUAGCUGAAGGAUUGGCAUUCUUACACAAUGAUGUCAAACUCCUCCAUCAUAAUAUCUGCCCAGAGUCUAUAAUAGUUAAUCAGCAGGGAGCUUGGAAAAUUUUUGGUUUUGAUUUCUGUAUUGCCAAUCAAAGUAUGGCAGGAGCAGCUCCAUUUUGGCCUUUCAAUGAAUAUUGUCAAGCUAUGCCACCAUUAACUCAACCUGCCCUUGAUUAUUUAGCUCCAGAAUAUGUCCUUUCAGCAACCCAUUCCCCAGCCAGUGAUAUUUAUUCACUUGGCAUGUUAAUUUAUUCUGUACACAGUACAGGACACCAAACGUUAGGUAAUAUAGGCAAUGACUAUACUAAAUUUAAAAGAUUUGUGAAUGAAAUUAGAAAUCUGGCCCCUUCGAGAUUGCUUUGUGUGAAUGAAGGCUUAAGGGAAUAUGUGAAAUUGAUGCUAAAUGCUACUCCAGAACUAAGACCUGAUCCACAUCAAUUUUUAAAGAUCCCCUAUUUUGAAGAUGUUGGAGUCAAGACAUUGAACUAUCUUGACUCAUUAUUUCAAUGGGACAACUUACAAAAAUCUCAAUUUUAUAAAGGCUUACCACAAAUAAUACAGAAAAUGCCCCACCGUAUCUCUAUCUAUCGGAUUUUACCAUGUUUGACCAAGGAGUUUGUAAAUCCGCCAAUGGUCCCUUUUGUUUUACCUAACGUUUUACUUAUUGCUGAAAACUCAACUAAAGAAGAGUACACGAAGUAUAUACUACCUGUUCUAAAACCAGUCAUGCUGAUUCAAGAUCCUAUACAAAUUCUUUUAAUAUUCAUGCAAAAAAUGGAGCUCUUAUUAAAAUUAACACCUGGAGAUGAAGUUAAAACUGACAUCCUGCCAAUGUUAUAUCGUGCACUGGAGUCAGAUGCACAACAGAUACAAGAAUUAUGUUUAUCAGUGUUGCCAACAUUUGCAUCUCUAAUUGAUUAUCCCGCAAUGAAAAAUGCAUUAUUGCCACGAAUAAAAAAGCUUUGUUUGAGUACAAACUAUAUUUCUGUUCGAGUAAACUGUUUGUUAUGUCUGGGCAAGUUGCUGGAACAUUUAGACAAGUGGCUAGUACUGGAUGAGAUAAUUCCUUUCUUGCCGCAAAUUCCAUCUAGAGAGCCAGCAGUUUUAAUGGGAAUUUUAGGUAUCUACAAACUGACACUCAGCCACAAAAAACUUGGUAUAACAAAAGAAGUGAUGGCGACGAAAGUACUGCCCUUCCUCAUACCCUUGUGUGUAGAAAAUGGUCUAACUUUGAAUCAAUUUAACGCACUUAUCUCUUUGGUUAAGCAAAUGAUCUGCAAAGUGGAAACUGAACACCGGACCAAAUUAGAACAACUUAAUUCCAUUCAGAAUGAGUCAAAGGUUAUGGAACAUGCUUUAACUCAACCAGAAAAUCUGGUGCCAACUCCUCAAACAGACAUCGAUAAAAUGUUCUCCGAACUGGAAAUAGAUCCAUUCGCAUUUAACUCUAAACAGGAGAAAAAUGAUAUUCCUACGAAAAAUACUGACGCUGGAUCAUUGACUAUCGAAGAUAAACAGAGGAUAGCGCAACAACAAGAAAGUGCCCGAAAUUUCUCACGGCAGGCACCGCCUAAAGUUAUCCCCACUCCAUCAAUCAUCCCCCCUCCCCAAACCCCUAAACCUGUCGAUUUAACUAGUUCCCUACUACAAACAAACUUAAAACAAUUAACAACAAAACAAUAUCAACCGAACGUCCCUCAACCUAUCAACCAACGUCAACCAAGCUUACCAAACUAUAGUCUUAAUAUGGUUAAUCCGUCAACUAACUACACUAUGCCGUUUGAUAACCAGCUAGCAUUACCCCCCAGCACCGGCUGGCCCACAGGUACCUCGAAUCAAAGUGGGAAUUUCAAUAAUAAAUGGGCAAAUAAUCAAAAUAAUCAGGGAAGUAUGAAACAGGAUUGGUCAGCGUUUGAAUCUCUUUUACCUACACAGAGUCAAAAUACGACAAACAACAACAAUAAUGUCAAAAAGCUAAGUAACAGUGAAAUGAUGGAUUUGUUAAGU
This is a messenger RNA of Brenthis ino (lesser marbled fritillary), 2523 nucleotides long. Lineage: Eukaryota; Metazoa; Arthropoda; Insecta; Lepidoptera; Nymphalidae. The record is from the annotation of a GenBank genome assembly.